Molecule: messenger RNA, 1932 nt
Organism: Myripristis murdjan (pinecone soldierfish)
Lineage: Eukaryota; Metazoa; Chordata; Actinopteri; Holocentriformes; Holocentridae
Gene: fsbp
Product: fibrinogen silencer binding protein
Exons: 4
Coding region: 45-845 (266 amino acids)
Source: RefSeq, a predicted model, not a curated record
UCCUGGAGGCUGAGCUGCGGCAGCGGCCGGCUAACUUCUCCGCCAUGCCUGGCAAAUGUAAAUUCCAGGACGCCUGGCUCUCCAAGGAGAUCUACAAGGAGUGGCUGGUGAAGGACUUCCAGGACAUCCAUGUGGCCCGCUGCAGAGCCUGCUGCAAAUCCAUCAAACUUCAGACGAUGGGCGAGGCGGCGCUGACCAGCCACGCAGGGGGAGCGGGGCAUAAAGCGGCGGUCCGCAAGCUAGCGGAAGGUAAUGUCAUGAUGAUAAAUGUCGCUGAUCAGGUGAAUGGAGACAGCAGUUUAAAUCGGAACGAGGACAGCAAAGAGCAAGUGGCCAUCUGCCUGCAGCGCGACUCCCUGGACAGGAUGACAGGAAGUGAGUGGUCAGACUUGCACCACAGCCCCAGUACAAACUCCAUUUCCCACAAUGCAGAAUUCCAGGAAGUCACAUUUCCAACUGCCUACAUCACCUCAUCAGGCUCCGCCCGGCUCAUCAACCACCGCCUCCACCCGUCCAUAUCCAGCUGCGGGAUGGAGGAGGUGGGCCACCGGCCGGCCCGGCCCGACGCCAUGGAGCUGUCGGGCCUGGAGGCGCACCAGAGGAGCGAGGCGCUGGAGCAGCAGGAGCAGAUGAAGAUCCUGGAGUGGGAGAACAGGCUGAAGGUGCUGGAGUGGGAGCAGGAGCUGCUGAGGGAGAAGAGGAGGGCGGCGCGGCAGAAGGAGAAGGCCUUCCGCAUGAAGAAGAGGUACUACAAGGCCAAGCUGAAGAGGAUGGGCGAGGACGUGGCGCCGUCCUCGUCGAGCAGCGGCGACGAGGAGGAGAAGUCGCCCGAACAAAUGGGAUGAACUGACUGAGCAGCUUUUAUUUUUGUUAUCGCUCGUUUACGUUUUUUCCUAUAUUCUUUUGUCUAUAUACCAUGGAACUAUUACUAUUUUUAUACAUCGUUUUUUGUACUUGAAAGCAGAAGAAGGAUUCUUUGUUGCCUCAUAUCAGCUAAUGGACUGAGAUUUAUUGAUUUUUUCUUCUUUUUUUUUUUUUUUGCCUUUUUCUUACACACAAAGUGGGUGAAUUUGUUUUCUUUAACAUGACGUGUUAAGCAUUUGUAACAGUGUUUUUUUCUUUCAAGGUAGAAAGACGUGAACCAGCAUUUAAAUCAUGUAAGAGUGAAACUCCACUGAAGCCGACGCCGAUGAAAUGAAAUUGCGGAGGCAGCACGAAAACGAAGCGCAGGCCAUUCCGACGUGUCAUCUGAUCAGCGCACACGUAGAAAAAGCUAAUGACAUUCCUAAAUGUACAAUCUCUCUGUCUACAGAUAUUUACUUUUCUACUUACUGUUUUUACAUAUGUUAGCCUGAGUUAAGAAAAAAAUAAAUCUGUAUAUAUGACUUUUUCUUUCUGCUUUAAGCAUCGGCCUUGUUGUGCAUUCAGCACCAGGUUCACUGCAAAAAUCCCUCUUAACAAGCAAAUUAGUCUCAUAAUCUGCAUUAAAAUCUUUUUUCUUAAAUAAAUGGAUAAAAUAUGCCGGUGGGAUGAGAUAAUCCCACUUGUUUCCGAUGCUAAUCAACUUGUUUUUAGAAUUUUCUUGAAUCAAGUGUCAUUUUCUUGAUCCUAGUGGGCUGAUCUGCCUUAUUUUGCCUUGUUUUAACAGAUUUAUAACAGCUCCAGUUUGCGUCACUUGUUUUUAGAAAAUCAGAAGGUUUUAACAGUGAAUCUAAGGCUAAAUGACUUGGUAAGAGGGAGAUUUUUCACAGUUGGGCCUUUUUUUUUAAAAUAUAUCCACUAAAAGUGGGUGCAGCAGUAUCGUGCAGAUAUCUUGCAUUUCACCUUGCCAUUUUUUUUAUUUAUUAUUUGCAGUAACUGAUCACUGAAGUUGUAUUACACACGUCUCUGUGACCAAAUCAAACUAUUAAAACUGAAUAGUUGAACCUCUGA